GAAUAUUCUCAUCUCCGUGUGAACUAACUACAUAAAAGUUUCGGAGGCAAUAAACUCCAAACAAACUAAAAUAAUAAAAAACUAAUUAUUAAAACUCCACAAACCAAUACGGCAAUACCCAUCACGUCCAUAUGAGAUCUCCAAUUCCCCUAUAAAUACUUUGCAGCUUCUCUUUUCCAACUUACACCGAAAAUAAGAGAAACCAAUAAAGGCCCCAAAAGAAGAAAGAAUCUUUGUUUUAAUUUCUCCCAUUUUCUUAGAACAAAAGAUCAAUGGCUCCCAACCAUUCUAAUGAAAACGGCUCUAUAGGGAGCUCCUUGCAUGGAGUCACGGCAAGGGAACAAAUCUUCUGCUUCUCCGUUGAAGAUGGCCCUUCGUCUCAAGCCAUCCGAUCAGAUGAUCCGACGGCUAAGUUUGCCUUGCCAGUUGACUCAGAACAUAGAGCAAAAGUGUUCAAACCACUCUCAUUCGCCAAACCACACAUGCGAGCCUUCCAUUUAGGAUGGAUCUCUUUCUUCACCUGCUUCAUCUCCACCUUCGCGGCCGCACCUCUGGUCCCUGUCAUCCGUGACAACCUUGACUUGACCAAAACUGAUAUAGGAAACGCUGGAGUCGCAUCCGUCUCUGGCGCCAUUUUCUCAAGACUCGCUAUGGGUGCUGUAUGUGACCUUCUAGGUGCACGUUACGGCACUGCUUUUUCUCUCAUGCUCUCAGCUCCAGCUGUUUUCUCGAUGUCUUUCGUAGCUGAUGCUGGAAGCUACUUAGCCGUGCGGUUCAUGAUUGGUUUUUGCUUAGCGACAUUCGUGUCAUGCCAAUACUGGACUAGCGUUAUGUUCACUGGAAAAAUUAUUGGGCUCGUCAACGGAUGUGCUGGAGGGUGGGGAGAUAUGGGAGGUGGCGUGACUCAGCUACUCAUGCCAAUGGUCUUCCACGUCAUUAAACUCACCGGAGCCACUCCUUUCACGGCGUGGAGGUUCGCCUUCUUCAUCCCCGGAUUUCUUCAGAUCAUUAUGGGCAUUCUAGUCCUUACUCUCGGCCAAGAUCUCCCCGACGGUAACCUCAGUACUCUCCAGAAGAGUGGUCAAGUUUCCAAAGACAAGUUCUCCAAGGUUUUCUGGUUCGCUGUGAAGAACUAUAGAACAUGGAUCUUGUUCGUUCUUUACGGAUUCUCUAUGGGAGUUGAAUUGACGAUCAACAACGUUAUAUCUGGAUACUUCUACGAUAGGUUUAACCUAACGCUUCACACAGCCGGUAUAGUAGCAGCCAGCUUUGGUAUGGCAAACUUCUUCGCACGUCCCUUCGGUGGUUACGCCUCAGAUGUAGCUGCACGACUUUUUGGCAUGAGAGGACGGUUAUGGACCUUGUGGAUCUUACAAACCGUUGGAGCUCUCUUCUGCAUCUGGCUCGGCCGUGCUAGUUCACUCCCUAUAGCUAUAUUAGCCAUGAUGCUCUUUUCCGUUGGCACACAAGCCGCCUGCGGAGCCCUCUUCGGCGUUGCACCUUUUGUUUCACGCCGUUCUCUUGGCCUUAUCUCUGGAUUAACCGGCGCUGGAGGAAAUUUCGGGUCGGGAGUUACUCAACUUCUUUUCUUCUCCUCAUCAAGGUUUAGUACAGCCGAAGGACUAUCGUUGAUGGGUGUUAUGGCGGUCGUGUGUACCAUUCCGGUUGCAUUUAUCCAUUUUCCGCAGUGGGGAAGCAUGUUCUUGAGGCCAUCACAACACGAAGAGAGAUCAAAGGAGGAGCACUAUUAUGGAGGGGAAUGGACAGAGGAAGAAAAGAGCUUAGGACUACACGAGGGAAGCAUUAAAUUCGCUGAAAACAGCCGGUCAGAGAGAGGCCGGAAGGCAGUGUUGGCUGAUAUUCCAACACCGGAGACUGGAAGUCCGGCUCAUGUCUAGUGAAGGAUAAUCACGUUAAGUCUUUUUUUUUUCCACAUAUAAAUAACCGUCAAAGUUAGCUUUAUGUUUUCUUGUUUUGUGUUUACUAUUCCGAAAGAUGUACCGAGUAAGAUCCUGACUUGAUAAGUGAGGUUCAGUGAGCCCGGCGCUCUAUGUUUUAUAUGAAAAAGCCAUGUCUUUUUAAAAGUCGUACAAAAGUCAAAUUUGUUGUUCAACCAAUAUAUCAAGUACGGAAAAAGAGACGCAACUAGUCAUAACUUAAAAGAGUCUACAUGAAGAAACCAUUAUUCCUCGGGGAGAGUCGUAGAGAUAGAUAUAAAGAAAAACGAAAGAAAAAAGCAAUUGACUUUAGUACUCUUUACGUCUCAGAAACAUAUCGCAUUAACCGUAUCUGGAAAGAGUAAGAAGAAACUAAACUAAUAUGCAAUGUGAAGAACUUAAAUUUAGAGAGUUUUCAAACAAACAUUACAAGAAAGCUAUGCUAUGAGAUUUUUAUCUGUGAAAGGCGCUAGAAGCUUAUCUUUCCACUUCCACCACACGUUAUACAAGAUCGUGUUGAUGAACAUUUAGUGCAGUAGCUCCAUUUCUUUGGAAGCCUAAGAAAAAAUGUAAUUUUGUUGAGAAUAAAUAAAAAAAAAACAAAAGAAAGA
Molecule: messenger RNA, 2548 nt
Organism: Brassica napus (rape)
Lineage: Eukaryota; Viridiplantae; Streptophyta; Magnoliopsida; Brassicales; Brassicaceae
Product: high affinity nitrate transporter 2.6
Exons: 2
Coding region: 273-1898 (541 amino acids)
Biological process (GO): cellular response to nitrate; nitrate transmembrane transport
Cellular component (GO): plasma membrane; plant-type vacuole membrane
Molecular function (GO): nitrate transmembrane transporter activity
Source: RefSeq, a predicted model, not a curated record